Exophiala viscosa is the source of this 1432-nucleotide messenger RNA. RefSeq names its product mitochondrial glycoprotein. Bases 500 to 1432 code for a protein of 310 amino acids. NCBI's taxonomy places the organism in Eukaryota, Fungi, Ascomycota, Eurotiomycetes, Chaetothyriales, Herpotrichiellaceae. The transcript has 4 exons. Gene Ontology annotation, cellular component: mitochondrial matrix. Gene Ontology annotation, biological process: cytosolic ribosome assembly. The record is from RefSeq and is a predicted model, not a curated record.
GAAUGACCUGAACACCACAUAGCUGGUCAGUCACUUCAGCAGCGAAGGAGACUCUCCAAUUUGACGAGUAUGGGGAAUUGUCAACAGUAUCAUGGUCGGUUGAGGCAGUUGUGGAGGACAUGGCGACUCGAUCUAGCUGGAACGUAUGUUAUCAGGACGGACCGUGUUGGGCAUGGGGACGGGUCAGUAAGAAGUGAAAGGGGAAGCAUUGGUGGAGCACCUCAUUGAUGGCAAGCCACCUGCUAGCAACGGGAGUUUCGAGUCCUGGGAUACAUCCGCAUGAUGAAGAGCCCCAUAUCGAAGCGGGCGGAAGGGAGUGGAUGAUUAGAUGCUCUCAGAGACGUCGACGCGAAGAUGUGUCAUUACAAUUAAUUUUUCAUGAAGCCUCGUCUCCAAAAAAAAUAACUGGCGACAACUAAAUGCUUCAUUCAAAUUGCGCAGUCUCUGUCCGUUAUCUUCCAUCUUCGUAUCCAGUCUCGAGCAUCAUCGUCAAUCGUGCAUGAUGAAUUCUUUCAGACUGUUCCCCCGGGCCUUGUCCAAGGCAGCCCUCCGUCAGUCCUCAGUCCGUUGCGCUUCAACAGCCUCAAGGUUUGCGGCUCGUCGACCAGUAAGGCAGCCAGCAAUGAAAUCGUCCUACCCUGCCUUCUCAACGUCUACACUCCACCGAGAGCCUGCUGGUGAAUUCGACCUAGAACUCGUCGAGAAAUUGAAGAGCGAACGGAGUUUGGAGCUCGAGAAUCCCGAAGAGGGCAAAAAGGAGGCAAUCGACGAGUUUCUGGCAAACAACUCGUGGCAACUACUAGACAAGGAAGGCACGCAUGAGGUCACCUUGACGAAAGAGUUCGGAAAUGAAAAAAUCAAGGUUGCGCUUAGCAUCGCCGACUUCGACAACCUGGCCGACGAGGACGAAUACGAUGGCAUCGAGGAAGACGGAGCGCUUGAUGAUGAAGCAGAAUAUCGCCCGAAGGCCAUCAAUCAGUCUGGUGCGAAGGGAGGCAAAUUCGACAUUAAGCCCGAGGAUAGCAUUGCGCCCGUCGACAGAGAGGGAGACGAGGGCGCUAUGAUGGACGACGGUGCUGGCCCGGCAUAUCCCCUCCAUCUGACCAUCACGAUCACGAAGCCCAACAGCCAGGCCAUCGAGAUCCGAGCUGUGACUACCGAGAACGUCGAGAUCGAGACCAUCACCUUCUUUGCCAAAGACUCCCUAGUCGAGGCGCAAAACCCUAAGGAUGCUCAAGAAGCACGCAGUGUGUAUGCCGGCCCUCCCAUCGGCAACCUCGACCCCGAUCUCCAGGCUAUGCUGGAGAGAUAUCUUGAAGAGAGAGGAAUUGAUGCACAAUUGGCUCAAUUCUUGCCCACGUACGUUGACUACAAAGAGCAACGAGAAUACGUCAAGUGGCUUGGUGAUGUGAAGAGUUUUGUCGAAGCAUAA